Molecule: messenger RNA, 732 nt
Organism: Blepharisma stoltei
Lineage: Eukaryota; Ciliophora; Heterotrichea; Heterotrichida; Blepharismidae
Source: the annotation of a GenBank genome assembly
AUGAUGAGUUGCUCCCAAAACUGUUUUACUAAAACAAAGCUUAAAAAAGAUCUAAAAGAACUUGAAAAUACUUUGCCAGCAAAAUAUUCAGUUUGGCCCAUAUCUUCUCAAAGUAUUUAUGAUUGUAUUUGCUCAUUAACUGGUCCUAAAAACACUCCUUAUGAAAAUGGGAUUUUUUAUGUAAGAAUAAUAUUGCCUACUCACAAUCAUGGCUCUUUUGCUCAUAUUAAAUUUCUCACAAAAAUUUACCACCCUAACAUAAAUGCGCAAUCAGGAAAUAUAUCUUCAUUUAAUCUGAAAAAAGCUAAAAAUGAUAUAAUGCUAAUAAUAGAAGCAUUAUAUGGCAUCCUGAAAUAUCCCAAUUUGGCAAAUUCUGAGAAUAUUGAAGCGAGAGAUUGCUAUAUGAAUAAUAUAGAAGAAUUUAAUGUUAAUGCUAAUACGCUUGCAUAAGUCCCGUUCCUUUACCUCAACUAGGACUGAUAGCUCUGAGUAACGGUAGGUAAGAUCAGCUAACCGUAGGCUUGUUCAUGUCCCCAAGCCUCAUAGGACCUCUCUAUCUGCAUCAACCUCAGUGCAUAACAUCUUUCUUCAUACUAAGUCUCUCUGGGAGCAUAGAACCCCUCUCACUGAGUCAGAUGUAGGACUGUAAUCCUACCCCUAACUGCCAUUUCAUAUUGUGUAGAAGAAUUUAAUAAAGUUACUGCAGAAUGGACAAGACUUUAUGCAUCAUAA